Arachis ipaensis is the source of this 1407-nucleotide messenger RNA. The record is from RefSeq and is a predicted model, not a curated record. Lineage: Eukaryota; Viridiplantae; Streptophyta; Magnoliopsida; Fabales; Fabaceae.
CAUUGUUUAUUUCGUUACCUUUUCACGCGAUUAUCGUUCUUGAUCUUACACUGUUUUCUCGUUAUUGAUCCGUAAAGGAGCAUUGCAUUUUCAGCUUCUGUUGCAAUCGACGCAGCUGCCGGAUUUCUCUGCCUCGAUUCCCGCAUUUGCGUCGCGUUUAGCAGGUUAACAAUUUAGGAGUAGCUGUCUCAUGUUAGUUAUCUUCAAGUUUUAUUGAUGAAUCUGUGAAUAUUAAAUUUGUACUAGUUGUGUUGUCUGGCUGAAAGGAUCCAAAAUGAGUUGGAAUCCACACAUGGAAAUCCACCAUUACAAUAACAUCAGCUAUCCCUAUAGUACAGCAGGAAGCUUUAUUGAAUAUUUCGAAGGUCUCACAUAUGAACAUGUCAAUUUCAUCUUUUCUGGUGCAUCACAUGCUCAGGAGAGUUCAUACCCUUCAACUACAAGCUUUUAUAAGUUUGGACUUUCUGAACCUGACAGCACUUCAUACUAUCGUUAUAAUCAUGGUUAUGAUGUAAAUCAUCAUCAUGAACCACUGGUUGACGAAUAUAGGAGGCCUUUGGAAAACUCAACGACUGUCAAUGAGCAUACUGCAGCUGUACAUACAGAAUGGGGAGAAGGGGUAAACAAUACCACACGAGACAAUUCUAUCGAGUGUCCACGAAGACAUCAUAGUAAUUCCAAUGAUUAUCAGGUUGUUUGGCAAGACAGUAUUGAUCCUGACAACAUGACCUACGAGGAACUACUCGAAUUAGGUGAAGCUGUUGGAACCCAAAGCCGUGGUCUUACCCAAGAGCAGAUUUCGAUGCUUCCAGUUUCAAAGUACAAGUGUGGGUUCUUCUCAAGGAAGAAGUCGAGGGAUGAGAGGUGUGUGAUUUGCCAGAUGGAGUAUAAAAGAGGGGACAAGCGGAUCACUUUGCCUUGUAAACAUCUCUAUCAUGCUAGUUGCGGGACCAGAUGGCUUAGCAUCAAUAAGGCUUGUCCUAUAUGUUACAGGGAAGUGUUUUAGCCAACAGAAAUAACCUCGGACAAAUUUGUAGAAGUAACCUGCAUAUGAUUCUAUUCUCCUUUAGUCUGGGGUCUUUCAUAGAAAUACAUUUAUUUGUUUCCUUUUUUCCUUAGUGAGACGAACCAUUACUUGGUUUAGGGAAAAAAAAAAUGCAAAGAUAGCUUUGGCGUGGGUCAUAAUCCCAAAGUUUUAUAAAAUAUUAUGGGACGAUUGACAAUUUGACAUGCAUCGUGUUGUAUUGGAUAACCUGGAUUUUAUGGUUUGUUUUUGUAUAACUUUUUAGUGUGCUUAUAUUUCACGUACUUAUUGUCAACUGCUUCUGAUUAAGUGUGUUUGUGUUGGAGGGAUCGGUACAUCACUUGAAAUUGCAUGAUGUAUCCCGUAUCCACCAAUUUUAUGAC